CCAACUGACGCCGUGGUAAAUAAAUGAAGGUUGGCAGCUGAAAAUACGAAGUAAAUGACUGCAUUGUUUGGUAUAUAUUCAAAGACAAUUAUUAUUGUGCAUUCCUGUGAUUAUGAAGAGAUAUUAGCACUUUAAAAAAGUCCAAAAAAUUAGAUACGGAGCUUGAGUAGAGACAAAGAAGGGAUGCUGAUACUAGGACAGAACGAACUGGUGUUGUUGUUCAGGUUCAAAAACAUCGAAAGAGUCUUCCUAAGGUAAAAUGAGUUCUCAAGGAGAAGAUAACRCUUCGAUGCAGGUAUCAGACAAAGGAAACGGCGCUACCAGCGGUACUUCAAUGCCUGAAUACAGUUAUGAAGUAAGAGAAGGAUUUAGUCUACAUAAACAACAAGGAAGGUCGGGUAGUAUUCCGGAGAUCCCAGCAAUACCUACUAACCUUAUGGUACCUCCUUCACAUGUGAGUUCGAGUACUACCUCGACCGUUAAAACUGGAGGACGUCAAAUGACCAUAAAUAUAUCCCAAGAAACAGGGACAGCGUUUAACAGCAAGGAGGCCAAACAAGAUGUUGGUGAAAUUCAUCAGAAUCUUAACAGUAUACAUUCUCAUGUUGUGCGUGAGGCUGAUGUGCUUCAAGAUCUUCAAAGUCAAUUAUCAAUCAAGGCACAUGAAAUGGAAAGACUAAGAGCUGAAAUAAGYCAAUAUGAGAGAACUGAAAGAGAGGCAUUACAAAGGGRUCAUUUAUCUGGGUAUGGAACCUCAGUAACGCAGGCAGGAGAUCCAAGGAGUGGGUUUAGCAGGACAGUUGCCAUGCCAACUGUAGGAUCUGGAACCAGUGACACAGAUUCCAUUAUCAGGGAAUAUAAAUYGAAGAUAGAGGAUUUAAACACAAGACUCAAAAUGACAACAGAACUAUGUGCUAAACAGGAUUCAUACUACAGAGAUAUAAUAAAGGAAUUGGAAGACAGACUGACAGAAACUGUAAAUGGCAGAGAUCACAUCUUGACCCUCAGAGAUAAAGAGGCUGCCAACCAAAUGAACUUGAURAGGCAGUUGGAAGCUGCUCUCAGAAAACAGCAACAACUCAGCUCUGAAAAAGAAGAGGUGAUUGUCUCCUUGGAAGAAAAGCUUAAAUAUCUUGAAAGUUGUCAUUCCCAAACCUUAUCUAUUAUUGAUAAGCUCAAACAUAUAGUCAGUGAAGAAGAAAUCAAAAGAGGAAGACCUGGAAUAAUCCACAGUCAAGAUACCAGGAACAAAGAGAUAACAUCUUUCACAGCAGACUUGAUCGUCCAGACAGUACAAAAAUGUUUACUKGAAGACAGAAAUGAAAAACAGUCACUUAAUACCAAGCUUGAAAAGGUUAUCAGAGGUCAUGAACAAGUUGAGAAGGAAUUGACAGCAAAAAAUGAGCAACUGAAACAGGAAUAUGAAUCCAAGCUAGAAGCCAUCAACAGGGACCAUACUCAAGCACUAGAUAGUACUGAAUCUAGAUCUGCUCAUAUGAAAGAGGAACUAGAUGAUAUGAGACAAAAAUUGGAUUAAAGCAGCAUGAAACAGAAGUUUCUAGCUUAUUUGACCAAACCAAGGUUUUGYGUCUGGAGCUCACAAAAAUGGAGAAAGAAAAAAGUGAUGCCGUAAGUGAAUUUGAAAAGAAGUCUAUUGAUUUUCAAAACACAACCAACGAUGCUAAAGUUGAACUGAAGGUUUUACGAGAAGAAAAAGACAAACUACUUCUGAGUUUGUCCCAGGAGCAGGCGAGUAACAUUUCCUUGAAAGAGAAACUGGAAAUUGCAGAAGCAGAAAGACAAGCUGAGAAAGAAAGAUUUGUUCACAAAUCAGAAGAAAAUAAUACGAAAGAAGCUAAGCUAAAGGAAGAAAUAGAGAAGAUUAGGACGGAGUUAGAAGAAUAUAAAACUUUAUUUAUUCAAAAACAAAAGGAAUUUCAUGAACAAGCUGUGAAAAAUAUCGAAAAUGUAACCAAAGAAGAACAAGGAAAAGCUAAUGAUAGACUAAAUAUCAUAUUGUUUGAACUUAACAAAGUCAGCUCCGAAGCUGAGCAGCUUAAAACCGAMUUGGAAAACAAGAAUACAGAAUUGAAAAAGGCGCUGGAAGAAAACAAUAAGAUGAGAUAUGACUUAGAAAAGAGAGAGCAAGAAAUGGCUCUCAUAAGACAGGAGAAGCUUGAUUUAGCAGCCAAACACGAGAAGCACGUGAAGGAAGCUGAACAACUACAGAAAGACUUUGAAUUAAAAGUACAGUAUUCCGACAAAAUAACACAGGAUUUAAACYAUGCUCAUGUUCUGAUUGAAAAGUUGAGAGCACAACUCGAUGAAAGAGAGAGGACAAUAGCUUCUUUUAGAGAACAAGGAACAAACCUGGCUGAGAUUCUUGAGAGGAAUAAUGUGGCGAGUGAUUCGCUGCAAAGGGAACGAGAAGAGCUGGUAAAGAAGGUAGAAGAACAGGUCGUUGAAGUGCAAGAAAUGAAGAAACACAGAGAAAUAUUGGCUAAGAAACUAAAAGCAAAGGACAAACGAGUAAAAGAAUUAGAACAAGAAAAUGGUAAUAUACAAAAGACAUUAAAUCUCAAAAACGAGGAACUUGCUGCAUGGACUGAGGAACGAGAAAACGUGCUAUCUGAACUCAAGGCAAGACAAGUAGAGGUCGUAAAACUAACAGAAGAGCGCGACUCCCUAAAUAACUUGAUCCAAGGAAAAGACGGUGAACGAGAAAAAGAGAUUGGCAAGUUGAUAUCGAGACUAAAAGGAUCCGAGCAAGAUCUUUCACUUACGAAGAAACUGCUGAAAUCUAAAGGAGAAAUGAGCGGAAAAGCUGUGCGCGUUGCUGAAACAAUGCAGAGAGAAGUGACGGAAAAACGAGGAGAAAUGGACUCGCUAUUGAACAAAAUCCAUUGGCUUCAAGAAAACCUUAACGCCGCGGUUCAGGAUAAGAUGCACUACGAGUCCAAGAGUAGUAGAUUAUCAGAAGAGCUACAUGAGGUAGUCCUCGCCCGAGAUGAACUGAGAUUUGAUGUCCAACAAACAAGAGGAGAAUGUGCAAACUACCAGAAACAAGUUAACCACCUUGAACAGGCACUUGAAAAGGCUGCGGUAAAGUUUGCUGAAUCCCAAAGUAUCAUAGAAAAAUUAGAACAAGAAUUGGCUAGACUGAAGUUGAAACACUCUCUAGAAUUGAAGGAACAGGAAAGAAAACUUAAAGCAGGAUCAACUUUACUUAAAGUAGACGCAGCAACUAUAGCUGAAAUACUGGCCCGAGUAAACGCUGGAUUAAGGUUACCAAUCGUAAGCAGUCAGAUAGGGACCAUCAAUACCACUGUACCUCAGAAAACCCCUGUUAUGGCUCAACCAAUCACAUUACAGAACCUGACAAACAAGACGCCUCAGCCACAAACCCAGCCGGAAAGUCCCUUGAAAGACAAUGAAGUUCAGCAGGAUCUCAAAUGUUUACUACAAGAUGUAAGAACACUAAUAUCAAGCUUCCAGGCCCACCUGACUCAGUCAUCUAUUGCACCUACUCCCUUGAAACAAAUCGCUUUACCAAACACUGGUGAUGAGCGUCUUAGUAAAAAACAUAGACCUAAAGAGGAUAAGAUGCUAAGAAUAACUAAACCUCGAAUAUCGAAGCCACACCAUCCUGGUGAGGAACAAGAACAAGGCGGAUAUCAAGAUACGGACCAAGAAAUGGAAAGACUUAUGAAUCGCGAUAGUCAAUUCGAUGAAAGUAUUGACAUGGAUCAGGACUAUCUUGAAAAUAUGAGACCUCCUCUAAGGAGCUCUUCUCCAAAACCAGAAAGUCUUGUUUCCUUAGCAACGGACCAAGAUUCAUACACAUUUGACCCACCCAUUAGAGACCAUGGUGGUGGAAAUAAUCUCAAUGAUUCUGAUGUGACGUCAUUACUUUCGUUUGCCUCUACCGUGUCUGGAACAACAGUAGACGAUCUAAUCUUGAUGGAGACAAACAGCUUAAAACCAGCGAUAGCGCCGCCAGUCAGUAAAGGUCAGCGUUAUUCCUCGACGACACAUUCUAAAAUAUCAGAUAAAGAAAAUAUAGGGACGACCAGGACUGGCCCGAGAAUAAGCUAUAAUAAGACCUCAACUAAAAGAGAAAAAGAUGCUUCUCCUCCCUCGYAUGAAAGAGCGGAAUUGAUGCUCCGGUCUCUCGCCCAAACAGGAACUCACUUAACUAAGAAAAAUAAAGAAAUCGCCCGCCUUCUCAAUGAACAAGAUCGCAGAAUCAAAAAAUGCAGAGACAACGAACAAGGAAUACAAACGCUUCUAAGCUAAAUGUACAGACUAUAUCCAACACUAAGAUUCGCAUCCAUGCAUCGUAAGCAUUACAUUACGGUAUUUUUAAAGCAGAGCAGAACUUACAUUACUGUUUUUAAAAAACUCCCUGUACGGUGUUGUCGUGAGGUAUGCCCCUAUUUCCCAGUCCACUCGCCAUCCCCUCGCCAUCAGGAAAGUGAAAUCACCCUUUCCUCGCGUCAUAAAUUUGUCAAACCCCUUAAAGCUCAAUGCUAGGCUUCAGACCACAUGUCAUUCUUCUAUGUUUCGUUUCUUUGUCUACUGGUCAUGCUUGAAAAAUAAAGAAUUUUUUAAUGCAUUGUA
Messenger RNA from Actinia tenebrosa (Australian red waratah sea anemone), 4620 nucleotides. RefSeq lists its product as uncharacterized. The record is from RefSeq and is a predicted model, not a curated record. Lineage: Eukaryota; Metazoa; Cnidaria; Anthozoa; Actiniaria; Actiniidae.